UUUAGCUUUUCUUGUUUCUAAGAAAUAUUAUUAUCAAUUAAGAGGAAAAGUUAUUCUUGACUUUUCUUUAACUGUAUCCAAAAGACGUGUGCUUAAGUUAUUUUUCAUUCCUUAAAAGACUUUUGUGCUGGCCCUAAACUUCAUUUUUAAUCCUUUUCAAAAUGUUAGCGGAUCAUGUAAAACGUAUUAUUAUAAACACAGGGAAUCUUAUCAGUUCGAAAGAGCUCAAGAAAAAAGCAAUUCAAACACCUACGGAAGAGGUGUUUGAUAGCAUCUCUACAGUAUUCCUUUCUUGGCUGAGUAGAUUGCAAGAAGAAGCAGUAAAUGACUCAACAUCUGUCUAUUGUGUUAGCCCUCAUGCUAUUAAAGCAAAUCAAUCUGAUCGUGCAGAACUGAAAAUAUCAAUAAAAAUUUUCCUUGGGCAUUAUGAUUGUGAAGAUCUGAAAACAUCCAUUCUGGAAAUGAUGAAUUCUUUGGAUGUAAAUGUUGUUGAUUCUUUAAUAUUGAGUUUACCUCUUAAAUCUCUUGAGGAAAAAUUUGAUCUGGAAAAAAUGAAACCGCUUUGGACAAUUUUGGAAAAUUUCGUGCAUGAAGGAAAACUGAUAACUAUUGGUGUCAGUGAUUUGGAUACACCAGAACUUGCUGAAUUAUACGAGUGGGCUGAGGUAAGGUAUGUAAAGAUAAAACCUAGUGUGAAUCAAGUAAACAUUGAAUCUUGUUGUGUGAUGCCCCCAGAAUUAACAGCAUUUGCAAAGGAGCAUGAUAUACAGCUCUUAACACAUAAUGAUCCAAAAGUGUUACUUCCUGAUAAAAUGCUACAUAACAUUCUGGAGUCAGCAGUGACAACUUAUGAAAACUGGAAAAUCAGUUGGAUUGUACGGUAUGCUGUAGUAAUAAAAUGUCGUGGUAUAAUUCAAAAUAAAGGAUAUCUGAUGUGCACUGAGAAAAAUACUUGAAUUAUAAAUUAUUUAAAAGCACACUUAUGAACGCACUGUGAUCAAAAUUUUAUUUUGCUAUGUUUUUCUAUAAAAAUAUGUAUUUAGAAGCUAAAACAAAUUCUAUAGCUUAAUAAUCUUUAAGCAAAUUUAACUAUCACAUCACAUUUAAUUUCAUAGAAUCUUAUUUGGUUGUAAAUAAUUUAUAAGAUAGUUUAUUUGCUGUUUCAUAUAAAACAUACUUUGCUCAUUUGAUAGCAUUGUUAUUUUUAUAUAUAUUAGCUUGAAUUAUUUGCACUUCAAAUCACACGAAAUUUCUUAUCAUUAAAGAGAUUAUGUAUUAAUAAAGGUUUUAAAUCUGUGUGUAUUGUGUAAAAUAAUUUAUUUCAAAGCACAUCAAAACUUUUUCAUUCACUUACAUCGUGUGCAUUCUAUUAUGGUAUUUUAAUUACUGUAAAGAAUUUUUAUUCUCCUUUCAGUAGAUAACGAUUUUUAAAAAUAUGUUCCAAAUAACCUCCCCCCCCCCCGCCAUCUCAAAAUGCUCUAAUAACAAAAGAUUACUGCCAAAA
Messenger RNA from Argiope bruennichi, 1504 nucleotides. It is a transcript of the gene Gclm, whose product is annotated as glutamate--cysteine ligase regulatory subunit-like. The record is from RefSeq and is a predicted model, not a curated record. The coding region runs from base 162 to 956 and encodes 264 amino acids. Lineage: Eukaryota; Metazoa; Arthropoda; Arachnida; Araneae; Araneidae. Gene Ontology annotation, biological process: glutathione biosynthetic process. Gene Ontology annotation, cellular component: glutamate-cysteine ligase complex. Gene Ontology annotation, molecular function: glutamate-cysteine ligase catalytic subunit binding; enzyme regulator activity. The transcript is spliced from 7 exons.